This is a messenger RNA of Drosophila ficusphila, 764 nucleotides long. RefSeq lists its product as uncharacterized. Gene Ontology annotation, biological process: regulation of synaptic transmission, cholinergic; positive regulation of voltage-gated potassium channel activity; sleep. The transcript is spliced from 3 exons. NCBI's taxonomy places the organism in Eukaryota, Metazoa, Arthropoda, Insecta, Diptera, Drosophilidae. The record is from RefSeq and is a predicted model, not a curated record. The coding region runs from base 114 to 590 and encodes 158 amino acids.
CGCUUUUUGUACCACCUCUAGCAGGGCGUUUCUUCGUAGUUUUUAUUUACGUUUGUGAAUUCCUCUUAAUUUGUUAAGAAUCCCUAGCUUACAAGCCUAGAACUUGUAAUAAAAUGGAUCCCCGGACGAAUCUCAUAGCAAUCCUGCUGCUGGCAGCAUUGAUCCACGAAGGCUCUGCGAUUUGGUGCUACCGAUGCACUUCGGCCACUCCCGGCUGCGGGGAAAAGUUCAACUGGCGGGGAAUAGGAUUUUUGGGCGAGCACUGCCCGGAGCCAAACGACAUAUGCGUUAAAGUGACCGAAAGACGCGGCUCUAGGGAAACAAUUACCCGCGAUUGCCUUAGCGCCCUGAACUUCCGCAAAGACAUUCCCGCCGACAAGUAUGAAGGAUGUCGUCCUGCUGCCACGGACUUAAAGCUGGCUAACUACGUCAACCAUACGAUCAAGGAGCACGAUGUGCGGCGGGACUACUUUACGGACACAACGUUCUGCUUCUGCUUCCUGGACCACCGAUGCAAUAGCGCCAGUGGUCUGAAGAUGUCCGCUUUGAUGGGCCUGCUCACCGCAUUCGCUGCGCUGCUUCUCCGCUAGAAUAUCUUCAAAAGUGAAAAGCCAAAGUGCCUUACUAACCAACUCGACAACGACGAAUCUCGUCUAACAUUCCGUCCGCACUUUUGUGUACAAGUUUUUUACAUGACUACAACUUUUUAGAGUCUUGUGUUUAAUCAACUAAUUAAAUACAUUUUACCACAUUUAUAAACAGGA